Messenger RNA from Cynocephalus volans (Philippine flying lemur), 491 nucleotides. Its product is annotated as ER membrane protein complex subunit 5-like. Gene Ontology annotation, cellular component: Golgi apparatus; plasma membrane; early endosome. The transcript has a single exon. The record is from RefSeq and is a predicted model, not a curated record. Bases 1 to 396 code for a protein of 131 amino acids. NCBI's taxonomy places the organism in Eukaryota, Metazoa, Chordata, Mammalia, Dermoptera, Cynocephalidae.
AUGGCGCCGUCUCUGUGGAAGGGUCUGGUGAGCAUCGGCCUCUUUGCACUAGCCCACGCCGCUUUUUCCGCUGCGCAGCAUCGUUCUUAUAUGCGAUUAACAGAAAAGGAAGACGAAUCACUGCCAAUAGAUACAGUUCUUCAGACACUUCUGGCCUUUGCAGUUACCUGUUACGGUAUAGUUCAUAUUGCAGGGGAGUUUAAAGACAUGGAUGCCACUUCAGAACUAAAAAAUAAGACAUUUGAUACAUUAAGGAAUCACCCAUCCUUUUAUGUAUUUAACCAUCGUGGUCGUGUACUGUUCCGGCCUUCGGAUACAACCAGUUCUUCAAACCAAGAUGCAUUGUCCUCUAACACAUCACUGAAGUUACGAAAACUCGAAUCACUGCGUCGUUAACAUUUUUACAAAUUAUAGCAAUAGGACAGGACACAGAGCUGAAAUAUUGAAUUUGGGGUAUAAAACACACCCCCCCAUCAGUACUUAUAUUGAUC